Messenger RNA from Acanthisitta chloris (rifleman), 2844 nucleotides. It is a transcript of the gene KCNH5, whose product is annotated as potassium voltage-gated channel, subfamily H (eag-related), member 5. The record is from RefSeq and is a predicted model, not a curated record. The coding region runs from base 94 to 2844 and encodes 916 amino acids. Gene Ontology annotation, cellular component: membrane. The transcript has 10 exons. Gene Ontology annotation, biological process: regulation of membrane potential; potassium ion transmembrane transport. Gene Ontology annotation, molecular function: voltage-gated potassium channel activity. Lineage: Eukaryota; Metazoa; Chordata; Aves; Passeriformes; Acanthisittidae.
UUUUUGUUGGGAAAUGCCCAGAUUGUGGACUGGCCUGUAGUUUAUAGUAAUGACGGGUUUUGUAAACUCUCUGGUUAUCAUCGAGCUGACGUCAUGCAGAAGAGUAGCACCUGCAGUUUUAUGUAUGGUGAACUGACAGACAAGAAGACCAUUGAAAAAGUCAGACAGACUUUUGACAACUAUGAGUCAAACUGCUUCGAAAUUCUCCUCUACAAGAAAAACAGAACCCCAGUUUGGUUCUACAUGCAAAUUGCACCUAUAAGAAAUGAGCAUGAAAAAGUGGUUUUGUUCUUGUGCACUUUCAAGGAUAUCACUUUAUUCAAACAACCGAUUGAAGAUGAUUCAACAAAAGGUUGGACCAAGUUUGCUCGGCUGACACGGGCGCUGACCAACAGUCGGAGUGUGCUGCAGCAGCUGACGCCCAUGAACAAGGCUGAGGUGGUGCACAAGCACUCCCGGUUAGCUGAAGUUCUCCAGCUGGGAUCUGAUAUUCUUCCUCAGUACAAGCAAGAAGCUCCAAAGACUCCACCACACAUUAUACUACACUACUGUGCUUUUAAGACCACCUGGGACUGGGUCAUCUUAAUCCUAACCUUCUACACAGCAAUUAUGGUUCCAUAUAAUGUGUCCUUCAAGACAAAACAAAACAACAUUGCCUGGCUCGUGCUGGACAGUGUGGUGGACGUUAUAUUUCUGGUCGACAUUGUUUUGAACUUUCAUACAACCUUUGUUGGUCCUGGCGGAGAGGUCAUAUCUGAUCCCAAACUCAUACGGAUGAACUACCUGAAAACAUGGUUUGUGAUUGAUCUUCUGUCCUGUUUACCAUAUGACAUCAUCAAUGCCUUUGAGAAUGUGGAUGAGGGGAUCAGUAGCCUCUUCAGUUCCUUAAAAGUGGUGCGUCUUCUACGACUUGGUCGAGUUGCCAGGAAGUUGGACCAUUAUCUGGAAUAUGGUGCUGCUGUACUGGUGCUGUUGGUGUGUGUGUUUGGACUGGUGGCCCACUGGCUAGCCUGCAUAUGGUACAGCAUUGGGGACUAUGAAGUUAUAGAUGAACUCACUAAUACAAUCAAAACAGAUAGUUGGCUCUACCAGUUAGCCCUGAGUAUUGGGACACCAUAUCGCUACAACACCACUGGCUCAGGGCAGUGGGAAGGAGGACCCAGUAAAGACUCCUUGUACAUAUCCUCUCUCUACUUUACCAUGACAAGCCUUACAACGAUAGGAUUUGGAAACAUAGCACCAACCACUGAUGGAGAGAAGAUAUUUUCAGUGGCCAUGAUGAUGGUUGGCUCUCUUCUUUAUGCAACUAUUUUUGGAAAUGUCACCACCAUUUUCCAGCAAAUGUAUGCCAACACCAACCGAUACCAUGAGAUGCUCAACAAUGUGAGGGAUUUCCUAAAAUUAUAUCAAGUCCCAAAAGGCCUUAGUGAAAGAGUCAUGGAUUAUAUUGUCUCAACCUGGUCCAUGUCGAAAGGAAUUGACACAGAAAAGGUUCUCUCAAUUUGCCCGAAGGACAUGAGAGCAGAUAUUUGUGUGCACCUGAACCGGAAGGUGUUCAAUGAGCACCCUGCUUUCCGGCUGGCCAGCGACGGCUGCCUGCGAGCCCUGGCUGUGGAGUUCCAGACCAUCCAUUGUGCCCCAGGGGACCUCAUCUAUCAUGCUGGGGAAAGUGUUGAUGCUCUUUGCUUUGUGGUCUCAGGAUCCUUAGAAGUCAUCCAGGACGAUGAGGUGGUGGCUAUUUUAGGUAAAGGUGAUGUGUUUGGUGAUAUCUUCUGGAAGGAAACCAGUCUGGCCCACGCCUGUGCCAAUGUACGGGCUCUGACAUACUGCGAUCUACACAUUAUUAAACGAGAAGCCUUGCUGAAAGUCUUGGACUUUUAUACUGCUUUUGCAAACUCCUUCUCAAGGAAUCUCACCCUCACCUGCAAUUUGAGGAAACGGCGUCUGCGCCAGAAGAACGAGGUGACACUGAGCAUCCCUGUGGACCACCCUGUGAGGAAACUCUUCCAGAAAUUCAAACAGCAAAAGGAGAUGCGCAAUCAAGGCUCAAGCCACAUCGAUCCGGAAAGGAACCAGCUUCAGGUGGAAAGCAGGAGCGUGCAGAACGGAGCCGCCAUCACAGGCACCAGCGUGGUCACCGUGUCUCAGAUCACUCCCAUCCAGACGACUCUGGCCUACAUGAAAACCAGCGAGGCAGUGAAGCAGAACAACCGGGAUGCGAUGGAGCUCAAGCCAAACGGAAACGGAGACCAAAAAUGUCUCAAAGUCAACAGUCCCAUGCGGAUGAAAAACGGGAAUGGGAAAGGCUGGCUUCGACUGAAAAACACUAUGGGGACCCACGAGGAGAAGAAGGAGGACUGGAACAACGUCACGAAGGCUGAGUCCAUGGGGUUGCUGUCUGAUGACCCCAAGUCCAAUGACUCAGAGAAUGGUGUAAAUAAAAACCCACUGAGGAAAACAGACUCUUGUGACAGUGGAAUAACAAAAAGUGACCUUCGCUUGGAUAAAGCUGGUGAGACUCGCAGUCCCCUGGAGCACAGCCCCAUUCAGGCGGAUGCUAGGUGUCCUUUCUACCCCAUUCCUGAGCAGGCCUUACAAACCACGCUGCAGGAAGUCAAGCAUGAACUCAAAGAAGAUAUCCAGCUGCUAAGCAGUAGGAUGGCUGCCCUUGAGAACCAGGUGGCCGAAAUUUUAAAAAUAUUGUCUGAAAAGAACGUAUCGCAGCUCUCUUCCCCCAAGUCUCAUUUAUCACCUCAGCUUCCCCCCCAGAUACCCUGUCAGGAUAUUUUUAGUGUUUCAAGGCCUGCAUCACCUGAAUCAGAAAAAGAUGAAAUCCACUUUUAG